Messenger RNA from Lizanozyma spartinae, 3393 nucleotides. RefSeq lists its product as uncharacterized. The coding region runs from base 1 to 3393 and encodes 1130 amino acids. The transcript has a single exon. Lineage: Eukaryota; Fungi; Ascomycota; Pichiomycetes; Serinales; Debaryomycetaceae. The record is from RefSeq and is a predicted model, not a curated record.
AUGAUAAGCUCUAGCAUACAUCAUCCCAUUAGCGAAAUCAACGAUUACAUGUUUGGAUGUGGACUUCCCUCCACCGAAACAACCUGCAUCACGAAAAUCCAUUUACUUCCAAAGCUAACAAGUUUGUCUCAAGGCUCAAACAACUCAGUGUUGGUAACAAGACUAUUUCUGAUUACCAGAGGAGAUCCCUCAUCAGCUCAGAAGUUUCCCUCGGUUUUCAAUUUGUCAGAUCCCGACUCAUGGAACCCAACAGCUGCUUUACCAACUAGAGAAGUGUUUGUUAAGAAUCUCAAAUCAAGCAAUGGAGUGAGUUUGAAUUCAAGUUUCAAUUCGAAUUCGAAUUCACCGUCAUCAUCUUCUCCACCUGGCGCAUGUUCUUCACCCUUAUUGAAUUCCAGUAGAAUGGGGAACCUAUCAUCCAAAUAUGCCAUUGGGAUUGUAAUACCUUUGGAAUCACCAGAAGAAGAUUUAAUGGAUAUUUUAAUUACUAAUUGGGAUGAAAUAUCUCAUUAUUUGAUAUUAUUACAGAAAGUUAUUGCAAAGAAAUUGAUAUCAUUAUUACGAAGUUCCUUAGAUACCACGACUUUUGGGUCCUCAUCCUUUAUCACGCAUACAAAACGUAUUCAAUUUCCAAACUGGAUCCUACAGCAUGAACCUGAUAUCCUUCAUCAAUAUUAUAAGCUAAUUAAGCUCAUAAGUUAUGAUACUAAUUUGCCGAGGUUGAUUAAUUCCAAUGCGUUGAUCAAAACUUCCAUGUCCAAAACCUCGUCAAAAUAUAAUUCUUUGCUUUUGAAUUGGGUUCUAGAAGUUCUCAACUGGUUGGAGUUCAAAGAUAACAAACAACUAGCAAAACCAUCGAUACAGACAACUACUGCAUCAAAGACGUCAACUAUUUCAUUAACUACAGUGUCAAAUAGCAUUACCUUCAACAAUAAUAAGGGUCCAACUCAAGCUUCCAAUGUCCCAUUUCUUUCUUCUAGUUCACUAAAACAAGGCAGCAUGAUGGAAUAUAGUAAUACUGCUCAAGCACAUAAUGGAAUCUCGGAAUCCUCCGGAUCUGGUCCUAAUUCAAACAAUAAUAACCCGGAUGUUUUCAAAACUUAUCAUACGUUCCUUGCAACGUUAUUUUCACUAGUUUUGCCCCUUCGCAAGAAGCUUACUCACAAGCCAAUAAGUGAUAAUGGUAAUGAAGAUGAAAUAAAAAGGAAACACAAGGACGUUACCCGGAUUGUUAUUAUGACUGGAAAUCCUGCUGUUGCAAAGAAGUUGAUUUUCAUACUUAAUGCUCUUGUUCCCGAUGACUCGUUGUAUGAUUCCUGUAAAUUGGAUUUUUCAAUUGUUGAUGAAGGAAAUGAAGUUCUUUCGGAAAAUGAACAAGAAGAAGAACAACAAGAAGAACAACAACAAGAAGAAGAAGAAAAACCUUUGAGCUAUGGAAGCAGAGGAGACCCCGCUUCUUUAUCAAAGAAUGGAAAGACUUCUGCAGAGAAUAUCAACCAUAAUAUGACGACUCUUCUCCCUACAACAUCUGCUGCAUCACAUACAAGUGCAGAAAAGGUGUCCAUGACGUCUCCACUGACCCAAAAAUCUGUUUACACAAGUUCUGAUGAUCUAUCUAGCUUUUUGGAAGCUUCUCCAAGUGUCGAGACUGUACGGGAUCCCACUGUUGAUUCGAAAUCCAAAAGCCCAACAGUUGAACCGAUUCCUAUUAGAUCUGGCAAAAGGGAUUCCAAUUCACCAAUAGGUACUCGUGCAAUUUCAGACCAAUCUUUCAAAAUUGGAUGGGAGCUCCCUUAUAAGUCGACACCACACAUUCUGACUUCAAAUAAGAAUAGUAGCAGUGCAGCGACGUCAAGCGUAGAAGCCUCUACUGCGACAGCUCAGGUAAUCCCUAUUAGCUAUAAUCCUCCUCAACUUCAACAACUGCUGAACAAUUAUCAUCGCAACAAUUCUAUGCUGAAAUCUUCUUCGUUUGUUUAUUUGUCAUCGAGUUUGAAUUCAUCUUUGAGCUCUCUGUCGUCCCAAUUCUCGUUGUCGAAACUUGGAGGUAGUUUCUUGGAGAAAUGGAAGUGGCCUUCAAGCUAUUCCAACCAAUCGCUGCAAAAUACCAGUGGCGGUAACUCUGUUGCCACGCCAAAUGCAGUUUACAACAAUAUGAAUUGUUAUUUUGGUCAGCAGACUCUGGGACAAAGCGUUAGCAACUCACAUAAGCUGAAUUUGAGUUCUCUUAUGAAUCAAGGAAGUACUAAUGGUAGCAGUACCUAUUAUAAUUCUUCGCUUGAUGCCAGUGAAUGUCUUCCACCAUCAACUAUUGGGAGUUUAACCAAAAGGUCAUCAGUGCAUUCUUUGCGGACUCCCUCACCUGCAAUUGUGGAUCAUUAUGAUGAUAUACAAUCAUUCCAACCAAUAUCGUCACACCACCAGCAACACCUGAUCCCUACUCCUAACAAGUUGUCAAGAACUCAAUCCAUGUAUGAAUUGUAUAAUAAGACAUCUACAAACAUGCCAGGGAUAUAUGAUAAUAGUACCGGUGUGCUUGCCAUCAAAGACAACUUAACUCUCAAAAGAAGCAAUAACAGUGCAUAUUUACCGUUGAUUGAUGAUUCUGCUGUUAAAAAUGUUGUUGCUCAUAAUAACAACUGUAUCAAACGCAAAUGCUCUGAAAUUAUGAAUAGCAAAAAAUUAGAAGUGACCAAAAAUGAAACCUUGAAUGCUUUAGAGAUUCCACUUUAUACCAACAAGGAACUUGAUGGAUCUUUGUUGAUUAAAAAGAAACCAUUGCUUCCUGUUGUUGCAUUUGCAGAUGAAUUCCGUCCUGAAUUUACAAUCCAAUCGUGUCCCAUGAGUCCUAAAUUGGAGAAUCAGAUUCUAAUUGCCAUGAAGAACGAUGUUCUAUUUUAUCAAACACAUUGUCAAUUUGAGUCAGUAACAUCACGUACAAUAUUUGUUAGUUUGAGGGCUCGUGAGUUGAAGGUUCUUGAAAUGACAGGCACUACAAUUAAUAACCCAACAUCUACAUCUGAUAGUGAAGGGUUCCACACUUCUUUAUCUAAUGAUGGAACACAAUCUCAGUAUACACAAUUGGGAGUUUCGCCUCAGAAACCUAGCACGUCGUUCAAACUGAAUCCUAGCAGGAAGAAGCAUUCAUCGUAUACUUCAAGCAAACCUUUAACUCAGAGUGAACGGAACCGUAUAAGUGCUAUUGAUUCCGUGUUUGAUGAAAUAGCUCAUUUGGUGAGUGCCAGUCAAGCAAAGCUAGCCCGGAGAACAGAAGCUUUUGCCGAGGAGGAAGAUGAUGAAGGGUUCACUCAACCUGAUGAUAAUAUUUGUUCACCUACCAUUGCUGGGUUCGAUCACCAGUUGUCGAAAUUAAUGACAAAGUUGUUUCAGUAG